CCAAAAUUCAUGAGCAAAGAAAUGAAGAGUGUGUCUGAACGCUGUCGCAUCAUAGAGCUCAUGGCUCUAGGACCAUGUGGCACAAGAUUGGUUGUGCUCGGUAGCUGAAUGAGCGAGCGCUGGAAGCUGAGACGAUGUGCUGGGAGAUAGCACGCAAGGUAAUGCAGUGCAGAAGAAGGGCGCGGCGGAAGAAGGCCUGUUUUGAUUCGAGGGGAGGGAGGGAAUGAGUCAAGCUAGCGUGAGGCAGGCAAGAAGUGCGCGAUGGGUGGAGAAGGAGACGUGAGCUCCUUGUUUGCUGGAGUUGUCGCUGUCUUUUUGGAGCAGGGUGUGCAUCAUCGUCGUCUUCAGAUAUGGAAAGAUAAACUUCAACAAAGGGGAGGAGUGCUUCGGCAUCAUAUUAACCGCUCAGUCACUCACAUUUUUGCUGAGAACGUCAAGUUUCUGUCGGAUCGCAUUGGAUUUGAUCGUUUGAGAAAAUUUCGAUCGGGAAUGAAGCAAUGUUUAUGCAGGUGGCUUUCAAAUACGAGUGGCUCGAGGAUUGUUUGAAAGAAGGAACUAGAUUACCAGUUGAGAAAUAUUCUCUUCUGAAUGCACCAACCAGUGCACCUGCUUCUUCGGAUGAAUCGACUCAUAGUCCAGUCAUCUCUGAGGAUGAGUUUCAUCAUGGUCUGCUGUCAGUGGUGAAAGUCAAACGAAGUCACGAAACAGACAGGAGUAAUGAGGACUCUGAUUCGGAAGAAGAUUCGCAUAAGCGAAAGAAGGAGGAGGUUUGGAUGGAUGUCAUUCAUAGAAGCGGUAAGCUUGGAGUUGUGGGAAAAAGUGGCAUGACCAGCCAGAGAGAUGAAGGAAAAGAUAUGGAAAUCCAAACUCAGUCCCCCCAGUCAUAUACUCCGCCCAAUCUAAACAAGAACAUAACAGCGAUAUUUGACGAGCUAAAGAAUAUAUUUGGGGAUGCUUUGGGAGAUGAUCGGAGGUCGUUUAGUUACUAUAAAGCUAACUCGGUGCUGGAGAAGCUUCCCUUCAAAAUCACUAGCGUAGAAGAGGUGAAAGGUUUACCAGCUAUUGGGAAGUCAAUGCAAGACCAAAUUGCUGAGAUCUUAAAGACAGGAAAAUCAUCAAGAUUAGAACAUUUCAAAGAAGAUGAAAAGGUACGUGUCGUCAGUCUCUUUGGUGCUGUUUGGGGUAUUGGCCCUUCAACCGCCCAAAAGUUAUAUGAAAAGGGCCAUAAGACGUUGGAAGAUCUUCAAAACGAGGAAUCCCUUACCUCCGCUCAGAAAUAUGGAUUGAGGUUUCAUACUGACAUAAAUAAGAAGAUACCGAGGCAUGAGGUGCAGGAAAUGGAACUUUUGGUCAAGAAUUGUGCCGAAAGCAUUACUCCUGGUAUUUCUGUUUUAUGUGGAGGAUCUUAUCGACGAGGAAAAGCACUUGUUGGAGACAUGGACUUCGUAGUGACACAUCCUGAUGGCAAAAGUCAUGCCGGAUUCCUUCGCAAACUUGUUUAUAAGCUGAAACAGCUGGACUUUCUGACCGAAGAUUUGACUGUUGGAAUGGAUCAUCCACUUGAGGAAAGGGGCGUCGAUACUUAUUUUGGUCUCUGCAAGUAUCCUGGACGUGAGCAACGACACCGCAUUGAUCUCAAGGUUUAUCCCCACGAGAAGUAUGCCUUUGGACUUAUUGCUUGGACAGGGAAUGAUGUUCUUAAUAGGAGGUUAAGGCUGCUGGCUGAGGCAAAAGGAUACAGGCUAGAUGAUCACGGACUUUUUCCUGUGACGCGAGAUGCCCAAGGCCAAAGGGUAUCGGAGAGGAGCUCGGGUGUCCUUUGUUCAACAGAAAGAGAGGUUUUUGAUAAGCUUGAGUUUCCAUGGCUUGAGCCAAAUGAAAGAAAUUUGUAAAAUAGGAGAUAAGUGUAAUUCCCUACUUUAUCUGACUGUCUAAUCAUUGACGACGACAUGAAGCUCAGAAUAAAGAUACAAGAAAUAUGCUCUUAAACUUAUAAGUUGAAAGAGAAUUACACCUAGUUUGUGUAGUAUCAGAGCUCACAAGCCUUGGUACCAUUCGUAAUCGUUGUGAUUUGUAUAUUGCGUACUUUUGCAUAUAUGUCUAAAGAUUUGUUGAAUGUCAGCAGUUCUUCAGUUCUCGAAAAUAUGAGUUCGGCUUAUUUUGAGGAUUUAGAGACUGGUUAACCUCUGAGGCUUGUCUCAACUGUAGCCGGAGGUACUCUGCAAUUCGCACAACAGCUGCAAUCUGUUCUGAAGACUCUGGAUUUGUCUUAGAUGUUUAGGGUCACGGACAUCCCAUAAGAAUCUCCUCUCUUCAUGGGUUGCAAAGCUGUAAAUUUUAA
Marchantia polymorpha subsp. ruderalis is the source of this 2341-nucleotide messenger RNA. The record is from the annotation of a GenBank genome assembly. Lineage: Eukaryota; Viridiplantae; Streptophyta; Marchantiopsida; Marchantiales; Marchantiaceae.